Anneissia japonica is the source of this 1416-nucleotide messenger RNA. RefSeq names its product carbohydrate sulfotransferase 15-like. The transcript has 7 exons. Gene Ontology annotation, biological process: hexose biosynthetic process. Gene Ontology annotation, molecular function: N-acetylgalactosamine 4-sulfate 6-O-sulfotransferase activity. Bases 1 to 945 code for a protein of 314 amino acids. NCBI's taxonomy places the organism in Eukaryota, Metazoa, Echinodermata, Crinoidea, Comatulida, Comatulidae. The record is from RefSeq and is a predicted model, not a curated record.
AUGGAGAUGAACCGUAUAAUACUUCAAUCCGUGCCACAGGUAUUUAAUUCAGAUUUUAAGAGUCCAUGUUGGUAUGAGAACAAAGUUUUACUCCGUUGCCUUCCAUAUUUUUACGUUGCCGGAAUGCCAAAAUCUGGAACAACUGACUUACUUAGCAAGAUAAAUUCGCAUCCAGAUAUCGUGCCGGUUUCAAAGGAGAUACAGUGGUGGACUAGACGUCGAUAUCAUGGAAAGAGCUUUAGUUGGUACCUAAACGAACAGACUUCGUUAGUUAUGAAAGUAACCACCGGCGGCUCAAUUUUAGCUUCUCGUCUUAUUUCAGGAGACGGCUCUGCGUCAACGCUAUGGGAUAACCACGUGCUUGAUGAUGUCGAUGGUGGUCCAGAAUACACACAUUCUGACGUUAUCCGUACGGUGCAACCUGACGCAAGGAUCAUCGGUAUAUUUAGAAAUCCAACUGAUAGAUUGUACUCGGAUUAUAAGUUUUUUCAUCGGAACCAGACCAAGUCACCGGAAAUAUUUCAUUUAUUAGUUGAAAAGUCCAUCAAAAGUUUCAACUACUGUCUUCAACAUCUAGAUGUCAGGAAAUGUACAUAUAUAUACCAUGAUGACUUGGUGAGACUCGACAUUGGGAAUUACAAUAUAUAUGUUCGCGACUGGUUGAGGGCUUUUCCUCGUCAGCAACUCUAUUUCCUCCGAACUGACGAAUGGAGAAAUUGUACAAUAGAACUUCCGAAAAUAUACAAUUUUCUGGCGCAAAGACCUCUAAGUGAUAGCGAAAUUACAUCAAUUUGCACUAAACCUCAAAGGAAUACCAACACAAGAAGAACAAAUCUGCUUGGCCCGAUGCUACCUGAAACUCGAAAACUAUUGGACGAUUUCUACAAACCUUUUAUGAAAGACUUAGCAGAGGCUCUGGAAGACAAACGCUACAUUUGGGAUUAAUCAGUAAAGUAUUUAUUAUAAAUUGGUACAACGUUGAAAUUGUACUUGGAUAUGUGCGCCAAGUAUAUUAUAUAAAACCUUUAAUUGGUAAGCCUAUAGUAAAUAAUAUAAUGGACAUCACAUCUAUAGUACAUUAUGAUACUUUAAAAAGUGGGCAAUAGCAAACCGAACAGCACGUGUACAUUGUGGAACAAUUUCGAACGAUAGUAUAGAGUUAACACACUCUGGAAAUAUAUAAAUAACAAAAUGCAUAUGGAACCGUGACGAAAACACUUAUUCCAAUAGCCACUAGGAAAUAGGGGUGUGGAUAAGCCGUAUUGUUUACGAAAUCAAUAAAUUCUCUUUAUCAUAUAGUUACGCGCCAUCUUGCAACUUCGAUUUGUUAAAAGGUGGGAAUCAAUAACGAUUUUACGCUCAAUAGGCUUAUUGUAUAUCAUAAUUACUGUUGACAAUACACAUAAUUAUAAACAA